Molecule: messenger RNA, 4586 nt
Organism: Salvelinus fontinalis (brook trout)
Lineage: Eukaryota; Metazoa; Chordata; Actinopteri; Salmoniformes; Salmonidae
Product: YTH domain-containing family protein 3-like
Exons: 5
Coding region: 479-2329 (616 amino acids)
Biological process (GO): mRNA destabilization
Cellular component (GO): cytoplasm
Molecular function (GO): N6-methyladenosine-containing RNA reader activity; mRNA binding
Source: RefSeq, a predicted model, not a curated record
CAUGGAGCAAUAGAACGGAAGCGAGAUAGAUGCCGCGUUCAUAUGCUAGUCGGAACUAGGAAACUCGGAAAUGUCCGACUUGCUAUUUCGUUGAACGCGGCACGUGUAUAACUACAACCAGAUACAAGUCGGACAUUUCCACGUUUCUAGUUCCGACUAGCAUGUGAACGCGGCAUAAUAGCCAAUCCGCCAUUGUGGAAUAGAGUAAGGGAUAUUUCAAUCUGGCAUUAGGCAGUUUCAGAGUAAGUGAUACAUUGUAGCCGAACGUCAACUAGAUCAGAAACAUUUAAUACCACAGACAGAUACAAAGUCGCGAUCCUCGGCGCUCGAGAAAAGAUUGUAGGGACGACUGGAAAAAAACACCGCCUCUACAUACAGAGAUUGGAUAACCCGAGACGAGCUGAGAAAAAUACCGGAGUGCAGAAGCAGGAGAAACCGUGGACAGUCGCAAACAGAAAUCCGUUUCGGCUCCUGGAGGAUGUCUGCAACCACAGUCGAUCAGAGACCCAAAGGACAAGGAAAUAAAGUACAAAACGGAUCAAUGCAUCAGAAGGAUGGAGUAAACGAUGAAGACUUUGAACCUUACCUAAGCAGCCAGACAAAUCAGAAUAACAGCUACCCACCAAUGUCCGACCCCUACAUACCCAGCUACUAUGCUCCCUCCAUAGGCUUCCCUUACUCCCUGGGAGAGGCGCCCUGGUCCACCGCGGGGGAUCCCCCCAUGCCCUACCUGACCACCUAUGGACAGAUGAGCAACGGCGAGCACCACUUUAUCCCCGACGGAGUGUUCAGCCAGCCGGGCGCCCUGGGCAACACCCCUCCCUUCCUCAGCCAGCAUGGCUUCAACUUCUUCCCUGGAAACGCAGACUAUUCCACCUGGGGCACUAGUGUCUCUCAGGGCCAGUCCACACAGAGCAAUGCCUAUAGUAAUAGUUAUGGUUACACCCCUAGUUCCCUGGGGAGGGCUAUAGCUGACGGACAGGCGGGCUUCAGCAGUGACGCCCAGCUCAGUAAGGUCCCGGUGCUGAGCAGCAUCGAGCAGGGCAUGACUGGGUUAAAACUGGGAACGGACAUGGGCGCCGCCGUCACCAAGACUGUCGGCUCUCCUCUCGGGGGCAUGAGUAGCAUGGCGGCCAAUAGCAUGCCACCGUUGGUUAGUUCCUCAGCCCCCAAACCCACGUCCUGGGCGGCCAUCGCCAGGAAGCCGGCCAAGCCCCAGCCCAAGGUCAAGCCCAAAGCCAACAUGGGGAUGGGGGGCCCUGCCAUUCCCCCGCCGCCCAUCAAGCACAACAUGAACAUUGGCACCUGGGACGAUAAGGGCUCCCUCAACAAGCCCCCCUUAGCUCAGACCAUGAUGCCCCCUCAGACCAUGGUGCAGCAGACCCUGAUGGGCCAGCCCCUGCUGCAGAGCCCUCUGCCCCACCAACAUCAGCCCCAACAUCAGCCCCAGCACCAACACCAGCAGCACCACCAACCCUUUCAGCUGCAGUCGCUCCAGUCCCCCCAACACCCCCAGCAGAUCCCCCCAGGCCCCCCUCACCCCCACCAACACCCCCACCAGAACUUUUCCUCCCAGCCCGGCCCCCCUCAACCCAUGCAUCAACACCAACACUCCCAGCUCCCACCCCAGAACCGCUGGGUGGCUCCUCGGAACAGGGGCACCUUCAACCAGGGAGGGGCGGAAGGCUUUGGGAUGGGUGUUGGUGGGGUUCCCCUCAGUGCCUCUCCCUGCUCCGGGGAGGUGCACCCCGUGUUAGAGAAACUGCGGUCCCUCAACAACUACAACCCCAAAGACUUUGACUGGAACCUGAAGAACGGCCGUGUGUUCAUCAUCAAGAGCUACUCUGAGGACGACAUCCACCGCUCCAUCAAGUACUCUAUCUGGUGCAGCACCGAGCACGGCAACAAGCGCCUGGACGGGGCCUACCGCUCGCUGGGGGCCAAGGGGCCCCUCUACCUGCUGUUCAGCGUCAACGGCAGUGGUCAUUUCUGCGGCGUGGCAGAGAUGCGCUCGCCCGUGGAUUACAACUCCUACGCAGGCGUCUGGUCUCAGGACAAGUGGAAGGGCAAGUUUGAGGUGAAGUGGGCGUUUGUGAAGGACGUGCCCAACAACCAGCUGAGGCACAUCAGGCUGGAGAACAAUGACAACAAGCCCGUCACCAACUCCAGGGACACUCAGGAGGUGCCUCUGGAGAAGGCAAAGCAAGUGCUUAAAAUUAUCGCAACUUUCAAGCAUACCACCUCAAUCUUUGAUGACUUUGCACAUUAUGAGAACCGCCAGGAGGAGGAAGAGGCCCUGCGGAGGGAGCGGAAUAGAAAUCAACAGUAACCAUACAGAGAACUCCCUGCUAGAAAGCAAACACUAAUGACAUAGGACCUUAAAUAAUUAGCCUAACCACACGGAAACUAAGGGUUUUGCCAUCUUUUCUGCUGAAGACAACAACAACAACAAGACGACGACGACGUGGUAUCUCGUGACUUGAACACGACGACGGACUCGCCUGUAUCAGUUCUCUGGUGAUGUACCCCAGUGUUCCUGUCUGGGGAAAAAAGGAAAGAACAUUACUCACUUUAAACUCUCUUCUAAAACAGCCUCUACCAAUACCCUGAACUCUAAUAACUCUCUUAAAGCACUUUCAGUCCUUCUAAAACAUCCUCUACCAAUACCCUUAACUCUCCAAUAACUCUCUUAUAUCUCUUUCUCUCUGGACUUCUGUUUGUUAUAACUAACUGACUAACCAGUGUAGUUGCUUUUUCUGAGGCUUUCACCAGAGUUAUUUGUUGUUUUUUGUUAAGUUUUUAAUACCUCCCAAAUUUUGGGGAAGAAAAAUAUAGUUCCCCUCCCCCCAUGAACUUCAUCGCCUUCAGACGAGAUUAAAAAGGGUAUAACGCGUAACAAAAUCAUUUACUUGAAUCUGCACUCGGCUUGUGAUUGAUUGACAGGUGAGAGAAAUGACAGGACACGCCCAAAAUAAUGCCAAUCAUUAGACGAACCCGGCCCUUACUCCCGCCCCUUUAUUUCUGCAUCUGUUUCUGUGUACCAAAAGAUGAGAUGGAUGAUGUAGUGAGCUGGGUGAAUGCCAGUUAAUGCACAUGUUUGUUUAAUUUCUCAUGAUUAUUAUGUAACUCUGAAGUGCAUUUGUCUGAGGAGAAAUCUGCUCUGCGGUAACAGUCGCCUUGGUAGCUGUCGCCUUGGUAGCUGUCGGUAACUUGUCUUUUAUUCUGUUGUUAAUGUACUGUACCGUACCUCAGGCUAAAGCUGGGGCCUGUUCAGGAGGCUUCAACGUUACACAACAUUCAGAUAGCAAAUGUGUUGUGUAGAGUAGAUAGGAUUCUCUGUUAUGUUGGGAAUCAGGGAAUCUUGUCAGCUCUAUACAUUCUGUUUCCAUCUGCAACGUUGUGUAGUGUUUCACCUUACUGAGAGGCCCCAGGCUCUCUGUCUCUGAAGAACUCUCUAACGCUUUUGGGAUGACCCUCCUCCCCUGGCGUUCCUGGCUCCAGGUAGAAGUUACCAUUAACCACAGGUCUGGGAUCAGAUACUUUACCCCACACCCAAACCUAAACCAUUGGGGGGAUGAAAGAUAUAUCUGAUCAUAGAUCAUUGGUUAGGAGUGACUUCAGCCUGCUGCCCAUUGCUGCUUGGUGUAACAGAGGGGUUUCCUAAAAGCUGAACAUCACCAAGGAAGUGAGCAUUUUCUCCUCAAGGUGUCUCGCUAGCGAAAAUAAACAUUACCCAUGUUUAGCGAAACAAACGCUUCUGAGUUGUUACUUCCCGGGAAUUGAACAUAACAUAACAUUGUGCUUGGAGCUCUGCUAAAUGGGUACACACUGGAAGUUAGACCUGAGACACAGUUGAGACUCACCUUCUCUUGUUCAAAACUGACCCCAAAUCAAGUGAAAUGCAUGAAGGGUUACAGCACUAGUACCCACUGUGUCAUCCAUUUGUUGUUUCUGCACAUGAUCCUGUAAUAUAACAGAUUUUAGUGCUAUCUGGUAUCCUUGGGACGACCCUAGCCUAAAUCCCUAACCGUAACCCUUACCUAACCUUAACACUUACCUAACCUCAACCCUUACCUAACCUUAACCCUUACCUAACCUUAACCCUUACCUAACCUUAACCCUUACCGUAGCCAUUUUACAUUUCAACUUCAAUGGGGCAACGUCAGAGUUGCACGUCCCAAGGAUCCACUUAAGACUUUUCCCAGCUUUUAACUUUCACCAAUAUAAAAUGCCCACAAUUGACACGUCAUAAGCUGUGUCCCAAUAGCAUGGCUUCUUCCACUCUCCUUCAUCAUGACUGAUACUGCAGGCGACAGGACUUGACGUCAUUAUUCGCUGUUCCUGAAUAUGACUAAUUAUAUUUCAAAAGCAAGUCCUUGCGGAUCAGUAUAGUCCUGAAGGUCAGGAGACAAGGGAAGGGAAGUGCAGUAUUUUAGUCUAUGACUAUGCAAGAUAACAGCCCUCCUAUUCUACUUAAAGCCAUGCUCUGCUCUGUGUGUCUGUCUGAUGACAUCUGUAAGUAAUAGACUGUAAUUUCACACCAAGGCAUUUCCUGUUUCUGCACUAUAAAGGCUCUUUUCCAUUGA